This is a messenger RNA of Paramecium pentaurelia, 1799 nucleotides long. NCBI's taxonomy places the organism in Eukaryota, Ciliophora, Oligohymenophorea, Peniculida, Parameciidae. The record is from the annotation of a GenBank genome assembly.
AUGACAAAUAAUAAUUAGAAUUUUACAAUCUAAAACAUUCCUGAACAUAUCAAUUAAUUAGUAAAUUUUAAAAAAUGGAGAAGAGUAGGAUCAAAUUUAAAAGGAGCAAUAAUGAUUGGAAUAAUUGAACAUUGUAUUUAUAAUAAUGAAAUUGGUAUAUUGAAAGAUAUGACAUCAUUAACAUAAUAUUAAAGUAAUGAUAAAGCAUAGAAAUUUAAAAUUAUCAUUAAUAAUGCUCUAAAGAAAUUAUAAGGCAAUUAAAUAAUUGAUUUCAUAAUAGAAAGCCUAAUAUAAUAAAAGGAUAUAUAUAAUAAUUAAACAUAACAAUUUCUUGAUGAAUAUUUAAAGUAAAAAUUCCACCAUCCCCUAUCAGACGAUGAUUUAAUAUAAGACUUUUAAAAAAUUUUCAAAAUUAAAUUGAUUAUUGCAAAAUUUCCACUUCCAAAAAAUGAAAAUUAUUUACCAAUCAAUUCAAAAGAUAAUAAUAGUAUCAUUAUAUUUAAUUUGGAUAAUAAAUAUUACAUAAUUUAAAAAGAUUAAGCUUCCUAAAUUUAAAAAUGUAGAUGUUGUUAAAAUACAAAUCCAAAAGAAUUACAGAAAAUAUAAUGUAAUCAUUUAAUUUGUCUAAUUUGUUUAAAAAAAUCAUUUUCUGAAAAGUAAAUUAAAUUAAAUUGUAAUUAAUAAAAUUGUCCUUCAUAGAUUACCUUGUAAUAGUUUGAAUAAAUAAUGAAAAAUUAUGAAGAUAAUUCUGUAAUACAAACAUUUUAGUAGACAAAAAUCAUAAAUGAUGAGUGUUGUAUUAUUUGUAAAACGAAAACAAGUUUAGAAUUUUUAUUAAGACCUCAAGAAUGUUCUCAUCAAUUUUGUAUGUAAUGUUUACAAGAGAAAUUAAAAAAUAAUUAAUAAAAUGAUUUUAGUUGUCCAAUUAAUGGUUGCAAUAGUAAAUUUAAUUAAAAAGAAUUACCAUCAAGUAUUUCUAAUAAAUUAAUAUAAUCUUAAGUAAUAUAAAAAUAAACAGAAAUUAUACGAAAAUCUGAAAUUUAAGAAAAAUCAUCUUAAUAAUCUAUUAUUACUAGCAAUGGAAAAUUAAAUGAUAAGAAUCUAAAUAUCUAAUGUCAUUAUUGUUUUAAAUAAUAUACAGAUAAUUUGAUAUAUAAGAAUAAAUGUAGUCAUUUUAUAUGUAAAUCUUGUUUUAUAUAAAUUGAAAAUAAAAAUAUAGAUUAAUUCAAAUGUUAAGUAUCAAAAUGUAAUGAAAUUAUUAAAUUUAAAGAAUUAAAUCAAUAUUUUAAUAUGAAUUAAAGUUAAAACCCAUAGUAAAAAUGUGGUAAUUGUGAUUCAAUCUGUUAAAAAUCAGAAUCAUUUUGUAAUACAAAUUGUCAUCACAUUAUAUGUUUAAAAUGUGUUAAUAAUAUUUAUUAAUCAUAAAGAACUCCAAAAUGUCUUAAAUGUAAUAUAGUUAUAGAUGAAGAAAAACUAGAUGAAUUUUAUCUGUAAAUUUAAAUUAAAUCUACUAAAGAUGUAUCUUAAAUAAAGAGCUUUGAUCCAGAAUUUUAAGAAGAUUGUACAUUUUGUCAUUCUCCUUUUACAGAUUACAAUACUUAAUAAAAUUUAAAUUGUCCAAAUCAUGCAAUAGGUGCAUGUUGCAUAAUCUUUCCAUUAGAUUGUCCAUAAUGUUAGAUGAAUUCAUUGAUUGUUGAAAAAUGUAUUGAAAUUGUUAUAAAUUAGAAAAAUUGCAUUUUUUUUUAUUUUAUAAUGAUUCAGACUUUAUUAAAUAUCAAACAUAAGGUAAAUUCAAAUGA